This is a messenger RNA of Sporothrix brasiliensis 5110, 981 nucleotides long. Its product is annotated as acetylxylan esterase. The record is from RefSeq and is a predicted model, not a curated record. Gene Ontology annotation, molecular function: hydrolase activity. Lineage: Eukaryota; Fungi; Ascomycota; Sordariomycetes; Ophiostomatales; Ophiostomataceae. The transcript has 2 exons. The coding region runs from base 1 to 981 and encodes 326 amino acids. Gene Ontology annotation, cellular component: extracellular region.
AUGAAGCUUAUCCCCUCCGUUCUCGGAGCAUUGGUCGGCGUUCACACCGCCCUGGCCGGCCCAGCUCUCGGCACUACCGUUUACGACGACCUCUUGUCACCCGUUGCGCCCCUGAGUCAUGCAACGGAGAGCCUUGUCCAGAUCACCGACUUUGGCCCGAACCUGUCCAACACCGAGAUGUACAUCUACGUGCCCGCCAAGCUGGCAGAUAAGCCCGCCAUCAUUGUCGCCAUCCAUUACUGCACCGGCACGGCGCAGGCCUACUACAAAAACUCGCCUUAUGCGCAACUCGCAGACCAAAAGGGUUUCAUCGUGAUCUUCCCAUCAUCGCCAUACAACGGCACAUGCUGGGACGUUAGCUCGCCCUCCGCACUCAUACACAACGGCGGCGGUGACAGCAAUUCGAUUGCCAACAUGGUGACGUACACAUUGGACAAAUACAAAGCGGACCCGGCCAAGGUGUUUGUCACCGGAACGUCGUCGGGCGCCAUGAUGACGAACGUCAUGGCUGCUGCGUACCCCGAAAUGUUCGCUGCCGGCAUCGUCUACUCUGGCGUACCAGCUGGUUGCUUCUACAGCCAAGCUGGCGGCGUCGACGCCUGGAAUAGCUCGUGCGCCAAUGGCGAGAUCAACAGCACACCGGCCAUCUGGGCAGGCAUCGUCGACGCCAUGGACCCGGAUUUCUCGGCCAAACAUCCGACGAGCGCCGAGGCCAUUACGGCCCGUCCCAAGAUGCAAAUCUAUCACGGGAGCGCCGACGACAUUCUGUUCCCGCCCAAUUACAACGAGACCAUCAAAGAGUGGUGUGGCGUCUUCGGCUUCGAUCCAAAUGCGCCCGACACCACUCAGAUUGACGUGCCUCAGGCCGGAUACACAACGUACACAUGGGGAGCUGGCAAGCUGGUCGGUGUGUAUGCACAGGGUGUCGGCCACACGGUGCCUAUUCGAGGCGCGGAUGACAUGACAUACUUCGGACUGUAG